AUGAGUUCUCAACUUGGACAUGAAUCGAGCGUCAGCUCCCCGCUUUCUUACAAGACUGAUAGCAAUGCCUUCACCAGGGAAUAUGCAGAGUCUCUGGAUGCACAGGACCCUUUGCGUGAUUUUCGAAAGGAAUUUAUUAUACCCUCUAAAGUUGAUCUGAAAAGGAAAACUUUAGCAAUUGACGAUAGUUCCAAGGAUGAGUCUGACCCCAGGUGUAUAUAUCUCUGUGGAAACUCAUUGGGCGUUCAGCCUCGCAAUGCCCGCAAGUACAUUGAUUAUUACCUACGAACAUGGGCUAUCAAGGGCGUAACUGGGCAUUUUCUCCCGCACGAGGACCAAUUGCUUCCACCAUUUGUUGACGUCGAUGACGCGGGUGCGAAGCUCAUGGCGCCAAUUGUGGGAGCUUUGGAAAGUGAAGUGGCAGUCAUGGGCACGCUGACGGCGAACCUACACUUCUUGAUGGCGAGCUUCUACCGCCCGACCCAGGAGAGGUAUAAGAUUAUCUUGGAAGGAAAGGCGUUCCCAAGUGACCAUUACGCUAUCGAGUCACAAAUUCGCCACCACAAUCUUCGCCCAGAGGAUGCCAUGGUUCUCAUCGAGCCGGAAGAUCGCUUGAAGCCGAUUCUGCGAACGGAGCAAAUCCUCCGGGUUAUUGAUGAACAUGCCUCAAGCACAGCGCUUGUGCUCCUUUCUGGUAUUCAGUUCUAUACAGGACAGUACUUCGAUAUCGAGAAGAUUACCGCGCAUGCCCAAUCCAAGGGGAUCCUCGUUGGCUGGGACUGUGCGCAUGCAGCAGGCAAUGUUGACCUGCGCUUGCACGACUGGAAUGUAGAUUUUGCUGCAUGGUGCAAUUACAAGUACCUCAACAGUGGUCCGGGUGGGAUGGCAGCUUUGUUCGUGCAUGAGAGACAUGGCCGAGUCGAUAUGGACAAGGUUGGCAGUGAUGAGGAGCCAUUUCGUCCGCGCCUCUCAGGUUGGUGGGGAGGCGACAAGAAGACUCGCUUCCUUAUGAACAACAACUUCCUUCCGCAGACAGGUGCUGCAGGAUUCCAGCUAUCCAAUCCUUCCGUUCUGGAUAUGAAUGCGGUUGUGGCGUCACUUGAGUUGUUCAAUCGGACGUCAAUGGCUGAAAUCCGACAAAAGUCCUUGAACGCCACUGGCUACUUGGAGCAUCUCCUUCUGAACUAUCCUGCAGACUUCUCCACUGGGAAGCGACCUUUCUCCAUCAUUACACCUUCGAACCCAGCAGAACGUGGUGCACAACUCAGUUUGCUGUUGGAACCGGGUCUUCUGGAUAGCGUCUUGGAGACACUAGAAGAACACGGGGUUGUAGUCGACGAAAGGAAGCCCGACGUCAUCAGAGUUGCACCGGCACCUCUGUACAACACGUACACGGAGUACCCAACAUACAGAACAUAG
Molecule: messenger RNA, 1419 nt
Organism: Aspergillus niger
Lineage: Eukaryota; Fungi; Ascomycota; Eurotiomycetes; Eurotiales; Aspergillaceae
Exons: 5
Coding region: 1-1419 (472 amino acids)
Biological process (GO): NAD+ biosynthetic process
Cellular component (GO): cytoplasm
Molecular function (GO): pyridoxal phosphate binding; kynureninase activity
Source: RefSeq, a predicted model, not a curated record